Octodon degus (degu) is the source of this 4148-nucleotide messenger RNA. RefSeq names its product mastermind like transcriptional coactivator 2 (gene Maml2). NCBI's taxonomy places the organism in Eukaryota, Metazoa, Chordata, Mammalia, Rodentia, Octodontidae. Bases 2103 to 3512 code for a protein of 469 amino acids. Gene Ontology annotation, cellular component: nucleoplasm. The record is from RefSeq and is a predicted model, not a curated record. Gene Ontology annotation, biological process: positive regulation of transcription of Notch receptor target. The transcript is spliced from 4 exons. Gene Ontology annotation, molecular function: transcription coactivator activity.
AUGGCUAGUACCAUUAGCAGUGCAUCCUACUCUCACUAGAUAGCAAUUAAAAAUUGUAUAUUAUUUAUUCCAUGGCCACAAACACAUGCCAGAUGCAUGAUAUACCUGUCUACUGUUCAGACUAACUGGAAGAGGCAUUCGGGAUUUAUUUUGAGCCUAUCCCAUGCCAGAUACCGCUCUGCAAAGUGCUUCACUUAAACUAUAACCUCAGAGGUGUUAUUGUCCCUGUACGACUUGAGAAGCAGAGCUGGAAUUUUAGCUCAGGUAUGUCUGAUCACAGAACUUGCUUUUUGUUAUAGCUGCCUGUAGCAGCUCAAAUUUCUUUUAGAACAGAGAGAUGUAAAAAAAGAAAAAAAAAUAUUUAGUCUGUUGCCUUGUAUUUUUAAGCCCAGUCACCUGUAAGGUAUUUCAAAUUUUAAAGGUACAAGUGUUUAAAAAAAUAAAGACAAAUUUUUCAAGCUUUAUCUUCUCACACUUAAAACCCAAAUAAUGAUAAGACAAAAUUAUUAUGAGAAUUAGGUGAGACAACAACUUCGAGCCUUCGACAGAUGGCCUGGCGGCAUGGUUUUCAGACAAUAAUUUAGCAGAAGCUGUACUCCUCCAGCGCCUUCUUCAUGCUUUCCAACGUGUAUCGUUGUCACAAUCUCCAUCAUCCUUAACCCCUCAUCCUAAACACCCUUUACUCCAAAGGUCCUUGUAGGGUGGCACAGCCAUUAAACUGGAUUUAACAGUCGUGUUCAAUUUCUGCCUAUUUUCCUCCACUUCAGUUUUCUGAUUACCUUUAAAAGAGCCACCAUUUUCAUCCUUUACCCUUGUAACAGCGAGUUCUCUCCCUGUUUUCUGCUUCACAAUGCCCUAUCCUCCAUUCAUAUAUUCUUUUUAUUCAAAACCCACGUUGGGAGGCCCCAUGUACCCUGGCAGUGUCACGGAGCCUGUGCCCCAGCCCCCAGCCACACAGACCAAUUGUGCCAAAUGCUGCCCAAGGCAAGGGCACCAGGAGUUACGGGAGCGCAGAGGAGAGAGGCCUGGAUCUGUGUGUGCAAGUCAGACACUUCCUGGAAAAGCGACAGACAGGGAGCCUGGGUGAGCGCUGACAAGGUCAGAAGGGGCAGAGAGGAUGUGGCCCGAACUUGAGUUUGGGGAUGCAGGUUGGUGUCACGUCUCAGUGUCUGUGGCUCAGAAUGUGGGAGAGGUGUGUGGAGGAGAAGAACAAUGUUGCAGAGAUUGAAUCCUGAGUCUUAGGCUCCAGGAGUCAGGGCUUGCUGGCUGAGGCACGAGGGCUGCAGGUGACUAUAAGCUGAGAGUGCGUGUGCAGGCGAUGGAUCGCCCAGGGAGUGAUCAGCGCAUACCCUCAGAAACACCGGCCUCAGGAGGCAGGCUCCUGACGCGAGGUGUGCAGGUGGUCUGCAGGUGCUUAGAGAAUGUGUAGUUCCACGACAUCCUAGAACAAGUGGCCGCUGUAUGGGUGUUUGUGGAAUGUGAGAGGCAGAAUCCAGAGCUUCGGGAAAUCCUCCGAGGCACUGGGCUGCAAGGAACAGUCGGAAAGCGCUGCUGAGGGGAGGAAAGCCGAAAGCCGACUUACAUACAGAACAGAAAUUUUAGCUGUGUCACAGAGGCCUCCUAACUGUGAAGAUUUUUCCUUUUAAGAACUCCUCGUUCUUUCCCCUGUGUCACGGAACUCUCCCCGCGCCACCCGGGCCCACUGAUGUCUUGUUGCUGGCAGCUGUCCCUCCCAGAUGCCGUUCUCAGCUCAUGCAACUGGUCACUGUGGCAGCCUGAACUGAGUGUCUACCCCAGAGGCCAAGAAUAGACACGGAGUCCCGGUGACUUGGAAGCUAGGUAACAUCUGGAGGGUGAACGCCGUAGUGACUACAAAACUCAUCGUCUCAUCGCAAGCAAGCAAAUUAUACGCGUAUGAGUAAGAUUUCCCUGCUGAGCCAGGGAAUACAAAGUGCCCUUCUAAACAGAAGGAAAAGCAGCUUGCUCUCAUAAUCAUAAAGAACAACGAAAAAUACUAAAUCAAACACAUUCUUCCAUGUUUCCAAACUCCGCCUUUCAAUGUAUCAACACACUCCUCACCUCAAGAGCUAACCACCAGAUGAAUGAAGGUCCUCUCAAGGGACUGUUCUCUGUUUAUUUCCCCUCCCUGCAUUUUCCUGGAGUUGGAAAUACAUGUAUUCUGCGUUUCUCAGGAUCAACACUCUGUGGUCAGCCAGAGCACAGGCUCCAGUCCCAGCCCCAGUCCCUGCUCCAAUCCAAACACAGUCAGUGCUUAUGUGAGCUCCCAGCAGUCGCUGCUGAAUCAGCCGCUGAUAGGCAAGAAGCAGGGUCUCCAGAGGCAGCUCAUGGAGCAGAAGCAGCAGCUCCUCCUGCAGCAGCACGUGCUGGUGGACACGGAGAAAAUCACGCCACAAGAUCAGAUAAACUCACAUUUGACAAGGCCACCCCCAGAUUACAAAGACCAAAGAAGAAAUGUGGGAAAUCUACAGCCAAACAUCCCAUACUCUGGCGGCUCAUCCACGGUGAGUUUGCACUCUAGCCAGGCUUUGGCAAACCCAGUUUCAACACACAGCAUCUUCACUCCCACUUCCAGCCUCAUGGCCACUUCCCACGGGGCCAGGAUGCCUGCCUUGCCCACAGCCGUGCAGAACAUAGGGCUGUACGGAACUCUGCCGUGCAGUCAGCCUGGCGGCUACAGCGGCGCCGCAGGAAGGAAUCAGCUGGCCCCGCAGAGGAACCCGAACCAGCUGGUGACAAAUCCGAACAACCCUCUGAUGCCUCGGCCACCCGCCUUAGGGCCGAGUAACAGCAGCGGUGCGGCCGCUUUUGGAAGUGGGUCUGCUGGUAGCUCUCCACAGUUGAGGCCAAAUUUAAGCCAUGGUACGGCAAGCCUGCCGGGCCAGAGAACAGCAAAUGUAGCUGUCACACCCAACACCGCAGCAGCAAACUGGGCCUCUCAAGAGGCGGCAGCGCAGCAGCAGGAAGUGCUGAAGUCCACGGGGGUGCACUUCCCCACCACCCCUGCAGCCUACACCCAGAACCAGCCACUGCAGCAGGCGUCAGGUAGCCGGCAGUUCUCCCAGAGGGCAGUGGCCGCCCCGAGCCAGCUAGCACCAGCCAUGCAAAUGAGACCCGUGAACCAAACACUAAAUGGACAGACCAUGGGUGCACUCAGGGGCUUGGGUCUCAGACCGAGCCAGCUGAGCACACAGAUCGUGUCUAACCUGAACCAGUCAAGCGCUGGUGUGAGUCAGACAAGGACUGGCCCAAGCCAGCCGCCGUCCCUGACACCCAACAACUUCCCUUCGGCCAGCCGAAGUGCCCGGGCUUUCCCAGGAGGUGAGCAUGGCAGCGACCUGGCCUUCGACUUCCUCGGCCCGCAGGCUGACGCCGUGGGCCCUGCCCUGAGCAGUGAUACUGACUUCAUCGAUUCCUUACUGAAAACAGAGCCUGGCAAUGAUGACUGGAUGAAAGACAUAAACCUCGAUGAGAUCUUGGGGAGCAACUCUUGAAGGAGAAAGGGGAGACAGCUCCCGACCCCCAAGUGCUGACAGGCAGUGUUUCACAGCACGCUGUGAAGGCCAAACCGAUGGCCUCCAGGCAGACUACAUGAAGAUAUUGUGGUUUCAGAGUGGAAUGCAGAAAGUAACUCAGUGGUGACUAUUCUGGUUGAAGUUCUUGUUUAAAAAUUUCAAACCCUAACAUAAAACAUUGGAUCGCUUUUUACUCUAUAAGCCCAGGACAUAUUAUCCAAACAGAACUGUGAUGUUGGUAUAUAAUUAAUUGUGUAAAAUAGGCUUCCCACACUUUUUCUCUGAAAGAAAAUAGACCUUAUAGCUUGUGUAAGCCCCAUGUCAUAAAGUAAUACUAGUUCUAUGCAGGAAAAAAAUUCCUUAAUUUUCUUUUUAUAGAUACGUGUGGUUUAAUUUUUCCCCCACUUUUCACUUAAGUUUCUAAAGCUUACGAAAUAGAACAAAGUAUUAUAGGUUUGUCUGAUGUAGCUGAAGUGUCCUAGGUAAGCGAGAGCCAGCGUGCCCCCACUGUGGUGGGUUCCACAUUUGCCCCUAGACUCCGUAUCUGUCCUUGCAGCUUCCCACACGUUCUGCCCUUCAGCGACGCUGAGACUAGGGAUAAGUGAGACCGCGGGA